Molecule: messenger RNA, 972 nt
Organism: Lichtheimia ornata
Lineage: Eukaryota; Fungi; Mucoromycota; Mucoromycetes; Mucorales; Lichtheimiaceae
Exons: 7
Coding region: 1-972 (323 amino acids)
Biological process (GO): protein insertion into ER membrane
Cellular component (GO): cytosol
Molecular function (GO): protein binding
Source: RefSeq, a predicted model, not a curated record
AUGGCACAAAAAGGCACUGAAAAGACUCUCCAAAAACUCAAGGACUCUAUCAGCAAUGGCAACUACUAUGAAGCUCAUCAGAUGUACCGGACCGUAGCUCGCAGGUACAACAAGCAACAAAAGUACAACAAGGCUAUCCAUUUGCUUCACGAUGGAGCCGUUUCCCUUAUGCAACACAAGCAAUAUGCCUCAGGAUCAGACUUAGCAAACUACAUGCUUGAUACCUACAAUUCAGCCAAUCUUGCAGUUGACGAGAAAUCACUCGAUCGUGUUGUCGAAUUGCUUUCUUUGUAUCCCAGUGAAGAAUCAGGCCGAAGAUCGUACAUCCACAAUGCCUUUAGUUGGACUCAAAAGAAUGGUCAAUAUCGUGAAGGUGAUCCUGAUUUGCAUGAUUACGUUGGAACCAUGUUCUACCAUGAGGGACGUUUUGCAUUGGCCGAGGAACACUUGCUUGUAGGAACCGAUCACAGCGCUGAGCUACUAGGCACUGUUGCAGCAAAGUGGUCUGAGACUGAAGGAAUGCCAUCAGGAGGUUUAUUCAUUGCACGUGUCGUCUUUCAAUUACUAGCAAUGAAGAACAUUCACCAUGCUACCCUUGCUUAUGAGGCAUUUAUUCAAGCAUCCAAUCCUCCCAAAACAGGAUCCGAAGUCGAUGUGCGACAUGCUCCAGCCGAUGAACCUGUCAAGGAGCCUGUAUAUGACGAUAGCUGGCUUAAUUUCACCCGACUUGUUUUGUUGACCGUGCAACGUGAUGCCACAGACUUGUUCAAGCAGCUACGGGAUACUUAUGGAGCUAUGUGUAAUGAACAAAAGGGCUUCGAUGAGUUGCUGGAUGAUAUUGGCGCUGUCUUUUUCAACAUCCCUCGACCCAAAAAGCAAGCCAAUUUGCUGCAGGACCUUAUGAAAGGAUUGUUUACAGGCGGUCCAAACCCUCCACAACAACAGCGUCAAGUUGGCAUGGAGCUUGAUUAA